Pocillopora damicornis (cauliflower coral) is the source of this 1208-nucleotide messenger RNA. Its product is annotated as borealin. Gene Ontology annotation, cellular component: chromosome, centromeric region; spindle midzone; chromosome passenger complex. Gene Ontology annotation, biological process: mitotic sister chromatid segregation. The record is from RefSeq and is a predicted model, not a curated record. NCBI's taxonomy places the organism in Eukaryota, Metazoa, Cnidaria, Anthozoa, Scleractinia, Pocilloporidae.
UUUAACAGAUUCGCAGGCGUCUUUUCGAAAUUUGUAUCAGUUAUUGUUUAUCAUUUUGGUUUCAGCUUCUCUUAUUUUCUUGAAAAAUAGAGAAGAUGCCGCGUAGAAAAAAGGCGAGAAAGAAUCAAACUAGUCGUAUGCGGCCGGUGCUUCCAGAGGGCGAUCUCGACUCUUCAAUGAGCAUCGAUGAACGCAAAGCAAAGUUGGAUAUUUAUUUGAAAGAUUUAAACAUGCAAGUUCAAGAGAGAGUGGAAAAGAUGAAAGCCAGGGGUUAUGACAUGAUCUGUAAAGUGAAAGGAGCUUUUUCUUUGGAGAUCUUGAAACUUCCAAUGAACAUAAGAAAGAUGAAGCUAAGUGAUUAUCGAGCUCAAGGUGGUGAGGUGAAUGAAACUGCUCUAAAUGAGGCUUCUAAACUUGUAACUGAAAUGACAAGAUCAGUUCUACAACCUACAACAAAAGCUACUACAAGAGAUCCAUUCACUGAACUUGGAAACCUGCCAUUGAAAACUCCAUCAGGAAUCAAAGUCAAAAGUGAGGAUCUGACAGGAAAUGUGAAACUAAAUGAACCUGGGUUCUUGGAACCAACCACAGCUCCAAGAUCACUGCGUCCAAGAAAGAGAAAAGACAUGUCUCCCAGCACAGUGGAUAAGAACACAAGAUCAGCCAAGACUCGCAAAACAAAAGAUAGCAUUACAGUUGCACCACCUUCUACUGGGAAACGCACAAGCAAAAGGAUACAACCCAAAGCUCACUUUGCAACACCAGCAGUGAGGGGAAUUCCUUACAGCAACACACCAAUGGUGACACCAAAGUUUGACCCACGGUUACCAGUGACUCCUGCCUUGCUGCGAGAACCAAAAGUUGGUGAAAGUAUCAUGUCUCUGAAUGGAUCGCCCAUUGUUAACAGCGCUCCAGCCCCAAACACACCGCAGCUUUCUAUUUCCCUUGGUAACGGACGGAGGAUUCAACUUAAUCCCACCUCUCACCUGAGCCCGUCGCAAUCGACGAUUCUGAACGACGCCGCAAGGAAGAAUGUGGAAUUACUGCAGCAAAAGCUUUCACAGCUCCUGGCCAUGCCAACUCCAGCAGAGAAAAAGUGAUUCUUAAUUUCCUUUUCUGUCAGUACAUUUUAUUUUGCUGAUGACAAGAAACCUAAGUUAACACUGUACUAAGACUAGGACUUAUGAAAAAAUGUUGAAAGCGUGUUA